Molecule: messenger RNA, 861 nt
Organism: Branchiostoma belcheri (Belcher's lancelet)
Lineage: Eukaryota; Metazoa; Chordata; Leptocardii; Amphioxiformes; Branchiostomatidae
Product: EGF-like repeat and discoidin I-like domain-containing protein 3
Exons: 7
Coding region: 13-765 (250 amino acids)
Source: RefSeq, a predicted model, not a curated record
UGCCAGCGCCCGAUGGGUCUACAGUCGGGUACGGUGAGGGAUGACCAGUUGUCCGCCCGGUGUAUCUCCACCUCUCCCCUGUACGGCUGGGCGGCCCAGGGCCGGCUGCACAACUCGCCUUCGGUAACAAACGCAACUGCCGGCGCCUGGGUGGCCUGUAACCCCAACCGGACCGGACUCUUUCUGCAGGUCGACUUCCUGAAAGUUCGGAACGUUUCAGGCCUGAUGACGCAGGGCCAGGACGGGAUGUACACGGCGAGUUAUCAACUUCUCUACAGCACGGACGGGCAGAGGUGGACGCUGUAUCAGGACGAGGAGAACGCGAGCCCCAAGGUCUUUGAUGGUAACACGGAUGACGUCGGGACGGUGACGCACUACUUCGACUCGGGACCCAUCACUGCCCGUUAUUUCCGUAUCCUUCCGCUGACCCACGGUGGCGGGAACUUCGCCCUGCGACUGGAGGUGCUCGGCUGUGCCUGGUGUGACGCUGACCGCCCCUGUGUGGGCACGGCCGGGUGUGAGGACCUGGUGGACGACUACGUGUGUGACUGUAGAGUGGACUGUAGACAGGGCAAGAACUGUCAAUACGAUUACUGCAACGGUACGAUGCCUUGGUCUACGCCUCCAACUACAGAGAUGAUGACGACCGUCGCCAAGUCGUGCGCUAACGGCCUGCAGCCCUGGGAACGAGCUCUGAUUGUCAUCUUCACCAUCUGCCCCCUAGCGGCCGCGGCAGUGUUGAUCACCUUUCUGACUCAGAGGUGAGUUAAGGUACCUCCGGCUGAAGUACCAGAUGACGACAGCCUAUGGCCGCCCUGUCUCUCCUCAGCCGUCAAUCAUCUCUUAUGACGUCAGUAAGGU